Molecule: messenger RNA, 1089 nt
Organism: Chaetomium globosum CBS 148.51
Lineage: Eukaryota; Fungi; Ascomycota; Sordariomycetes; Sordariales; Chaetomiaceae
Exons: 3
Coding region: 1-1089 (362 amino acids)
Cellular component (GO): mitochondrial large ribosomal subunit
Molecular function (GO): structural constituent of ribosome
Source: RefSeq, a predicted model, not a curated record
AUGAUGUCGGCGCCAGGUAGAGGGUCAGCCCUGCUGAGGGGCUCAUACCGAGUCUGCACCCAGUGUGCUCGCCCAGCGCCCCGGCCCAGGAUAGCAACGACGGCAAGAACAGUCCCUCGGGCUUCCGCCGUUCUUCCCCUAGCCUCUCGCCGCUACUACUCCGCCGAACCGGCCACCGCGCAGCAAACCACCACCACCCCCGAAUCAACACCAACCCCUCCCACAACCACAACCAUAACCCCCUCGACGGACCCCAACCCAGAGACGGCCCUCUACCUCAUAAAAUCAUCCCUGAUCCUCACGCGGGCACCGCUCCUGACACGGGAACAAACCCCCUUCGAAUCCGCCUUCUACUUCUACCAGAAGCGGCUCAACGAGCGGUUAACUGCGCCCUUCCGACGGCAGUUCUACUUCAAGCAGGACACGGCGGCGGACCUGGACUUCCGCAUCAAGCUGGCGGAGCGGCACGGGGUGCCGGCCAAGGACAUUGGGCGGUACAACCCGCGCGGGCGCAUGGCCUGGAACGACGAGCUGCUGACGGGCAGCACCACGUCGGACCCGGCCGAGCUCGUCAACAAGCUGCUCGCCGACGCCGAGGUCCGCGUUAGUGAGGAUGGCGAGCCGAUCGCGCCCGAGGAGCGGGUCCCCGUCGAGAGGCCCGCGCCGAGGAGGAGUGAGGCCGAUGAGAAGGGGGAUGUGAGGAGGCUGGAUCGCGCCAUGGAGAGGACGUUGUAUCUGGUGGUGAGGCGGGAGUGGGAGGAGGUGGUGGGGGGGGUGAAGAAAAAGAGGGAGGCCGCCGCCCGGGUCAUAACCGAAUCCGCCGGCCCCAAUAUGAAUACGUGGGUUGUCGGCCGAGUGCCCGUCGCGCAUCACGUGGUCAAGCCCGUGGUCGGCGAGGACGGCACGACGGUGGUCGACCGCGGCGCGAAGACCUUCUUCCUCAAGGGCCGCAUCAUGACGGGCCAGGCCGACCUCGCCGGCAACAAGCACGGCUUGACCGACUUCAAGUGGCUGACCCGCGAGGAGCUGCAGGAGGUGCUGCCGGAGGAAUAUUACCACAGCGUGCGCGGCAUGAUGGAUCUGAGGUAG